Venustampulla echinocandica is the source of this 1038-nucleotide messenger RNA. RefSeq lists its product as uncharacterized. NCBI's taxonomy places the organism in Eukaryota, Fungi, Ascomycota, Leotiomycetes, Helotiales, Pleuroascaceae. The record is from RefSeq and is a predicted model, not a curated record. The coding region runs from base 1 to 1038 and encodes 345 amino acids. The transcript has a single exon.
AUGCCACCACUCCAGCUCCGAGAUCAAUUCCCCACACUAAAGGCGUUCAAAGAAGCGCUUCACGCGUGGGCCAUCGAAGCGCAUUUCGAGCCGCGAAUCCUGAAAUCGGACACCGGCCGUGUGCGCGUGGGCUGCAAACGCGACCCGAACUGUCCGUUCGUCAUCCGAUGCAACUGGGAAAGGAAAAAUGGGAAGGAGCCCGUAGCCAGAGUUACGGUGCUGAGGGAUCGGCAUACGUGCUUGAAUGGCAUCGAGUGGACGGCGGCUCAGCUCCAGGGCGCCAUGGGCCAUGAGAUGAAUGGCGUUGGCAAUGCUAUGAAUGGGGGCAUGAAUGGUGUUAAUAAUGGCUUGGGUAUGAAUGGGAUGGGUGGUCCGCCCCAGGUCGAGAUAAGACAGGAUGGGGAGGGGAAUAUUGUGGGUGGUGCGAGGGUUUUGGGUCCUCGGAAUCCGGGCGACGUAUCGGGACCUCCUAUUGUUCCUGUGCUGCCGAAAGUACAAAGGAAUAGUGCCUCUAGGCUGCCGUUCUUGAUGGAGAUUCUGCCGCGCUUGAUGAAUAUCCAAAAAGAGACAACGCCUAUAGAGAUCCGAGAAUGCCUAUUAAGGGAAUACGGCGCCGAGGUCCAUUUACAACAAUGCCGGCGGGCGAAGACGGAGAUCCUGAAGAAGAGGCGGGUGGGAGCCGGUGGGGAGGGAGAGAAUGCACAGCAGGGGAAUCAAGAGGUGCAAGACCCUUCACGUCAGGCUCAGAGCGUGGAUGGGAUGGGUGAUAGCGAGAGCGCAAAUGAGGCCAGUCAACAAUUAUUCGGCGAUAUCAACGCCAAUGGCACAGGUGCGACGCAGAACCAGCAGCAGAGCCCGCAUGCCUUUGCGCUCCACACCGCAACAGGUGUUGUCGCGCCUGUUGUGCCUGAUAGGGGUGCGGCUGCUCUUAGAGCGGUUGGUGAGACGCCUAUCAAAUGCCCGUAUUGUAUUAACCUCCGCUGGAUGAAGAGCAUCCAGGAUGCUGUCGAGCAUAUGAGUAUGCAUGUUACCGUGUGA